CUUACUCUCAUCUUCUUGCUUAGGCGGGCAUUGUGCUCGCGCCCACAUAUACAGCUCAGCUAAUAUCUUGAUAGACUCUUGCGACCCCUUAUCCUUCAGUUCCUUAUAAUCUCCAAUUUCUUGAAUAACGAAGAUGACCUCUCAACGAAAGGGUUUCCAGCCCCACUGUGACUCGGAUACGAAGAUAAUGAACACGAAUACGAUCAAGAUUGCCAACGUAUCAAACCAUGUGAAUCGAGCAGAGGUUGUCGCCUUGUUCGGCACGCUCAUCGGCGAUGUCCGCAACACCUCUGAAUUCAGAGAUGCGAUCGGUACACAUAUCGAGAUCACGUUCAAUACUCAUGAUGCGGCCAAGAAAGCAUUGUGCAUGUCCGGUUAUACCAUUGGUGGCUGCUCCCUCGUUGUGACGCCUGUCUUCAAAGAAGAUGAUAUUUCGCCCAAGCUUCCUGACAGCCGUCGUAAUCUAUACGUUCUUGGGAUUCCUUUUGACCUCACUAAGAGCGAGUUUGCGGCCAUCUUUUCUCGCUUUGGCAAGGUUGCCCAUUCCGUCAUCCUAGCCACCGUUGACAACGCUUCGCGCCGUCGAGGAUUUGUGGUCAUGGCCUCGCACGAAGAUGCAAAAUGUGCGAUGAGGGGCCUUACGCACACGCAAAUCAAGGGUCAUACGAUUGAUGUAUCAUGGUCUAUCGUUCAGCGUUCUGAGGGCUUUCUUGACGGGGGUGAUCGUGCUACGGUCUUUGACUCGUAUUCUAACUCUGGCCCAGAAAUAACUCAAGAAAAUGAUGCUGUGUUCCCAUCUGCCGACUCUUCCGAAACUGUUGCCUCCUUGCCUCAAGAGAAAUCCUUUUCGUUGACGUUCACUCCGACCAAUCACCUUCUUGUAACCAACCUUCCCUUUAUCUUAUUCGCCAAUACUUCGGAUUUGGAACCAUUGCUGUUUCCUUUUGGGCCCAUCAAGAAACUUGAAAUGAUUGCCUUAGUUAGCCCUCAAGAAACUUCUUCUGCUAUUGUGGAAUACGACGCGCUUGAAAGUGCGACAGAUGCGAAGGAAUCACUUCAAGGACAGUGCUAUGCCCAGUACCGAAUCAAUGCUGAAUACAUUGUAUUACCCGAUGCUUCUCCCAUCCCACCCGUUCCGGCCUUUUCUGAGUUUGACGACUUUGAGAUCAAGUUCGACCGCACUUUGGCACGGAACAGUUUCUUUUCCAACUCAGCUCCACCGUCUCGCACUCAAUCUCGUAACCAUUCGAGUGCCUUUCAACACAAACGACCUUUGCAAGAUAUCAGCAACUCUUCCAACUAUCUUCAACAUUUCGCGCCACCCUCCGCUCUGUAUGCUCCAAAAUCAGGACCCUUGCCUCGGUCGAACUCUUCCAACUCCAGGUGGAACAACGAUCCUACUCAAUGCUACUCUUCUCGUAUCCAAUAUCCCUAUCCGAGCCAAAUGCAAACGAAUGGAUACAAGGCUCAAGAUCGUGUUGUGUAUACUCCAGUUCACAACUGACCAUUAGACAAGCUGCAAUCCCUCGUUCUCGUUGACAAGCUCUCUCCUUGGUACCUCAUACAUCAGUAAUUCCACUUUCGUGGCUUUUUCGUUUUUCUGUAGUUUUCUUUGUUCCAGUAUAGUUAUAGUUUGACUUUCAAGCUUUUCGUCAAACCAGGGAUUCGGUCACAUGUAUGUAUUCUUUGACUCUUUUUUAUUUUGGCAAGUAGUUUACUCGCAGCACUGUACAUUGAAACGUAAUCUGAU
Messenger RNA from Lentinula edodes (shiitake mushroom), 1750 nucleotides. RefSeq lists its product as uncharacterized. The transcript has 9 exons. Lineage: Eukaryota; Fungi; Basidiomycota; Agaricomycetes; Agaricales; Omphalotaceae. The record is from RefSeq and is a predicted model, not a curated record. Gene Ontology annotation, cellular component: cytosol. Gene Ontology annotation, molecular function: mRNA binding. Bases 134 to 1504 code for a protein of 456 amino acids.